Molecule: messenger RNA, 1758 nt
Organism: Cladophialophora psammophila CBS 110553
Lineage: Eukaryota; Fungi; Ascomycota; Eurotiomycetes; Chaetothyriales; Herpotrichiellaceae
Exons: 2
Coding region: 1-1758 (585 amino acids)
Molecular function (GO): monooxygenase activity; heme binding; iron ion binding
Source: RefSeq, a predicted model, not a curated record
AUGGGAAGACUAUCAGUUCUCUCAGUCACCGACACAAAGCCAGUCACAGGCGCCUACUUCAUACUCACCCCCGUCUGUGUUGCCUUUCUCUACCUUGGCUACCGUAGGCUCCUUCCCCGACCCAUUCCAGGCAUCCCAUACAAUGAGUCGGCCACCCAUUCUCUCUUUGGCGAUAUACCUGAGAUGAUGAACUAUAUGGCUAGAACCGAAGAAGUCUGGCCGUGGAUCGCUGACCAAGUAACGAAGCACCAAUCACCUAUUGUCCAAGUCUUUGCUAGGCCUUUCGCCCGGCCUUGGGUCAUUAUUUCCGAUCACCGCGAAAGUUGCGACGUCCUCCUCCGAAGAACGAAAGAAUUCGACCGGUCUAAUUUUACAGCUGAUGUCUUCACAGGCCUGGUGCCAGACAUGCAUAUCAGUUUCAAAUCCACAGAGGAACAAUUCAAACUUCAUCGGAACCUGUUGAAGGACCUCAUGACUCCUGCCUUUCUCCAUGCAGUCACAGGCCCUCAGAUAUACGCCAACACCGAGACUUUCGUCAAGCUUUGGGACUUUAAGACUCAAGUGGCGCAGGGACAUGCGUUUGAGGCCAGCGAGGACAUCUACAACGUGGCGCUUGAUGUCAUCUUUGCGGCGGCAUUCGGGCUGGAAAUCCAGGAUAGCAACACGUUCGCGCAGCUGCAGCAGCUUUCGUCAGCGAAAAAUCUGGACCGUCCGCAGUCUCUCAGUGACCCAAUGCCAUUCCCUCAGUUCCACCGUCCGGCAACUUUCGAGGCCAUUGCAACACUCACAGAGUCUCUCGAAGUCUCAAUCAAGGCUCCUUUCCCUCGUUUCGCCCACUGGGUCUUACGCCAACUGCCUUACAUGCGAAAAGCCAGAGCCGCCAAGGAGAAGCUCUUCUCCGAUAUGGUGGAGGAGUCUCUCAGCAAGCUGUCUUCCGGGACCAAAGUAAAGAGAUCCGCCCUUGACGACAUCUUACAGCGAGAGACUGCGGCCGCAAAGAAAGAGAAUCGAAGCCCAGUCUAUCAUUCGCGAGCAAUUUAUGACGAGCUCUUUGGUUUCCUCAUUGGCGGUCACGACACAACGAGUACGACGCUCACAUGGACUGUCAAAUAUCUUACUGGUGCCCAAUCCGUCCAGACUAUCCUCCGCUCUCGCCUUCGAUCCGCCUAUGCCGCAGCGACAGCGGAACAACGUAACCCAACAAUGGAAGAGAUUAUCAAGAUUCCGAUUCCAUACCUUGACGCCACCAUUGAGGAGAUGAACCGAACAGCACAACUCUUCAAUGGGUCAAUUCGUACAACCACCGUGGACACCACACUGCUAGGCUACAACAUCCCCAAGGGCACAGACGUAUUUUUCAUGCAGAACGGGCCAGGAUAUCUCUCGCCUCCUCUGCCCGUCGACGAUUCGACGCGCAGCGCAUCCAGCUUGAACGCCAAAAACCAAGCCGGACAGUGGACACCGGACGAAGAGGACAUGAAGACGUUCCGACCCGAGCGCUGGCUUGUUCAGAAUUCGGAAGCUGGGAAGGAGGUCUUCGACGCGCAGGCUGGACCACACCUGGCGUUCGGACUCGGACCCCGGGCGUGCUUUGGUCGGCGAAUGGCCUAUCUGCAAAUGCGAAUCAUCCUGGUCAUGAUGCUCUGGAACUUCGAGCUAAGGAAGACUCCCGCCAAAGUGAGCAGCUCGGCGGCUGCGAACAAACUGGCGCGCCAUCCGCGAAUGUGCUAUGUGAGACUGGAGAAGGCAAAAUUCUAG